UGUUGUUGUUUUUCAGAAGGCUUAAUGAAAAUGAGUGAAGGAAUGAAUAUUCAUAUCAGCAUCAGAUUCUUGCUCUUCCUAAAUGUAGACCUAAGAUAUUUCUAACCUGAGGUAAACAAAAACGGACAAUCGCACAAAUAGGGAGCAUGAAGAGGAGGAGGAAGGUGAGAUGAAGAAAGAGGAGGUGGUGGAGCAUCAGCUCCAUUGAGUGGAGACAUCAGUGCAGGUGUCUUCGUUUUUCUAUCCACGAUAGCUCGGACACAAGAUCCAGCUGCCAGUGUUUCAAGACACGGUUGAAAUAAUCAUUUUUUUCAAUUUGCACCGAAAUUCGGGGAGCAGGAAGCGGUGCAGGGGAGGAUGGGAGCCUGGAUGUGAGCCACCCCAGCUGGGUGAGGACGAGACUCGAUGCGUGGGAGCUGAGCCGUGAAAUUUUCGCUGCCAUUGACUGAGGCUGACGAUAAAAAAAAUGGAAGGUAUGAGAUGGAAAAACCGAGUGCAUCCAGAGGCAGUCGCUCACAGCAGCGAUCACCUUCUGCUGUGACGCAUUUGCCUUGUUUCUGUGGAGUCCGGUGGUCGGAGCUGAAAGGAUGCUACAGAUGUGCUGUAAUUCCAGGCUUCACGCUGCAGAUGUGGGCUGCUGGGAGAAGGGAAAGGGCCUGUUGAUUACAGCUGAGAAUAAACACGAUGAGCGCGCUGUCAGUCGGCACCGAUGCUGAGGGAUCUGCUGGACCGGUCUGCUCUGCUGGAUCUCCACGCUUCAUUUCGAAGAUUGCAGUGAGAUGUUGUAAUAACAUUGCCAUUACGCUGCUGCAGAUUGUGAUGAUGAGGAAGAUGCUGGUGGUGGCACCACUCAUCUGACCUUGUCUCUUGAUCUGUUGGACGUGACUGGACCCCGGCUCUGGUGCUGCAAGAACAAUGCAGAGCACUCAGGCACCAGGUAUGGGCACAAAUUUUACCGAUGGUUUACCCUGGGAGUCAGGAUUGGCCAACUUAACAUGGUCCUCCACAGCCAGCUGUGUGGUCAAGAUGGUGCUUAUAUCCAUCAUUGUGUGUGUGUCUCUAUUUGGGAACGUGGUGGUUUUGCUGGUGUUCCAGAGGAAACCUCAGUUACUUCACGUGGCCAACCGCUUUGUCCUCAACCUCCUCUUAGCAGAUUUACUACAGACCAUACUCGUCAUGCCCUUCGCCAUGGCAGCCACCGUGCCUAGUGUGUGGCCCCUGGAUGUCCGAUUAUGCCAGGCCCUGGUGGUACUCAUGCACCUUUUUGCUUUCACGGGGGUCAACACCAUUAUUGUGGUCUCCAUUGACCGGUACCUGGCCAUUAUCCAUCCUCUGUCAUAUCCCACCCGUAUGACCCCUCACCUGGGGACCAACCUCAUCAUCUGCACUUGGGUGCUCAGCUUUCUACAGAGCACGCCUCCUCUUUACGGCUGGGGGGCCAUCGUUUUCGACCGGCACCAUAACAUGUGUUCAGUGGUGUGGUCCUUCAGCUUGUCCUACUCUGUUGUGGUGUCCAGCUUCUCUUUUUGGUUGCCUGUUCUCAUAAUGCUCGGUUGUUACUGGAUGGUGUUCAGAGCUGCCCGGAGGCAAAACGCUCUGGUUCAUCCAAUACAGUCUCAGUCCUACUCUCAGCCCUCCCCACAGGACUUCCAGGGACAGAGCAGUCCACACCGGCAGCCUCAUGGUCCGACAGCAGGUUCACCUGGUGGUCAGUACUCAACCAGAGGAUACCCUGUGCGAGUCAGACACAGACGCUUUCACUACCACUGCAAGGCGGCUCGUGUGGUCUUCGUGAUUAUGGCCUCGUACGUACUGAGCAUGGGACCCUACAGUAUAUUAAAUACAAUAUCAAUGAGCCCCAGAGCGUCCAUACCUUCCUGGCUGUCCUCUGUGGCUCUCGUGCUCUUCUUCUUACAGUGUUGCCUACACCCUUACAUUUAUGGAUACAUGCACCGAAGCGUGAGAAAAGAGUUCCUGGCUUUGCUGUGUGGACUGUUCUGCAAACAGAGCCGUCCCCGCCAGAGCUCGGCUGUUGAGAGCUGCUUCACCACCACAGAGGGGCGUUCAGCUGCCCACCAUCACCUGCCCAGCUUGGCUGCUCGAGUACUGCCUCUGCGGACAUGGGAAGAGUGCACUACAUCUUCUUCCCCCACUUUUGAACGCAAGUCGAGGGACAGUCGGAAAGACACCACCUCUACCAGCAUCAGCUCAGAGAGAGAACUCACAGUCAACAGUAAACACAGCUCAUGAGCCCGCUGUAGUAUUAAUCCUACAGACAGAUGUUUGACAAUGAUGAAUGGCUCGAAUGUAUGUCUGGUGAACGUUCCUCUUGUUCUUAGAUAUGUUGUUGUUUAUAAUAGAGACAGGUCAAAAAAAAACGUAGUUAUUUUUUUCAUAAGCGAAAAUUAACAAAAAUAUAUGUUUUGUUUAGUCUACAAACUCACUCAGUCAAUACUGAUUUAGAGUGGUUAUUUGCAAGUGGCUCUAAUGCAGAGGGGCAUUAUUUAGUGACUUUUGUUUUUAAAAAAUAUAUUUUAAUCUUGAACCAAAAUGUGCUUUGUUUAGAUAAAAAAUUAGGUUGAAUUAAGCAGAGCCCUUUUAAUUCCAGACCAUGACUUAUCAGUCUUAAUUAACUGAAUGUUAGUUAAUUGUAUGAUGUUUUUUGGUGAUAUUAUUUAAAUGUAAAAUGACUCACCGGACGAGACAAAGCGAGCCGUUUGAUCGUUUACAUCAGUAGUAGGCUCUCCUCAAGGUGCCUGCCAUGUUGGAUCAUCGUAUUUGGGUUUUAACAAGAACUGAAGGUCGCUGUUGGUUCUCCUACAGUUUCAGACAGGAAUGGAGAGAUGACGUAUAUUAAACCAAAAUGUGUAACUUUACCACAAGAUGUUGCACAGUGUACCUCUGACAUGUACAUUUAUCUCUUUGUCCUUUUGAAUCAAUUUGUGUGUGGUACCGGUUCAAAGUGUUACCUUCAGCAAACUCAGGAUAAUCCACUGGGGGAAGAAAUUUAGUGCCAACCUUGAGUUUUGUUCAGCAAGUGAACUUAUGUAUGUGAAUGCCAUUGUCCCUGUGAUGUCAGUCAGUGUUAACAGUCCUUUACUGUGUUAAGCACUUUUUGAGUAAAUGGGUAGAGUAGACCCAUUUGUGGCGGUUACCUAAAGAGACACAGGGUUAAUUUUGUGAUAAGGAGACAACACUAAUGAUAUUAUGUGGACUCUGGUAGCUUUUUCCUUGGUGACAACAUCCGCCUGAGUGCAGUGUUUUAUGUUGUAAAAUUACAGGGUAGGCUGUGUUAUGCUGUUUUUUUGACCGACUGGACAGAGUUUUCAUGUUCAGUUGAGCACUUGUAAAUUUGUAGAGAUACAAUAUUGUAGUAGAAGAAGCGGACUGUUUAGGCCACGAAAAAAAAAUAAGACAGAAAAAACACUAUGACCUUUGUGACUCUGUGACAUGACCUACCUAGAAAAAGACAACACAGUAGGUUAAUCAGGUAGGUGUCAUAGUUGCAUGAGAAAAUGUGCAUAAGUGUUUCCAGUCAAGUGUUUUCAGUUAUGUUUUAUACAUCAAUCAUAUUAAAAGAAAAAGUGCAUUAUUGUUAUUAUUAUUAUCACUACCAUAUCUAUUGUUGUUUCAUUCAAUGGCAUCAAUUUAGGUGAUUUUUCAGCAGUUCACCUUAGUGUCAGUAUCACAAUAUAAAAAGUGACUCGCUACAGAACAACACGGUACAUUGGACAGUUCAUAAAUUAUCGUCAGACAAAGGUGUGCUGAAUGCUUUAAAACUGUGAUGUCCAACAUGCGUCAGUAUUAUUUAUAGUUUCAUACUAUAACAUAAGACUUUCUUGUUUAAUAAAAGUCCAUUAUGUUGUACAAGUCUUUUUUAUAUUGAAAUGUCUGUGCCUAACUACGGUUCCUUAAACAGAACCUUUAUAUCGUUCUACUGUAAUGAGUGUCUUUAAAACUACCAAUAAUAUCCCUGUGGUCAACUGAAGGCAAAGUUCUGUUAAACAAAAAUAUGUUUUAAAGCAGGAGUACUUUCUUGAGUGUUUUAUUCAUGAUCACUUCAAAAUGAAAAGUUAAUUUGACUGAGCAGACAAAGUCUUUUCCUAUGAAGUACUGUAGUGUCAGGGCUAGGGAAUGUUAUACUUCUCUCUUUAGUUUGAGUGGGAUAACACAAUGCAAUGUUUGGCACAAAACUAGCUAAAUGUUUCCUCUGAAACUUUCUACUCCAAACAUUUGAAUAAAACAGCUAGAGCACUUAAGCUUAAAGGCAACACUGACAUUCAGUUUGCUGCACAAGUUAAUAGUAAGUUGUCUCAGAUAUGAAGACUGCACAAGUUAAAGGCUAAAGUCAGCUAACUGUUUCAGUUAAAAACAAGAUGGACACCUCUGAACAAGGCCUGUUUCUGGAGUACUUUUAUCAACAAAUUAUGUGUAUGGGUUUUACAAUGACAAAGACAAAGCAUGUACGAUGACUUCAGUGCCCAAAGACAAGAGGAAAUGCUAAGAAAUAGUUAAAUAAACAAAUGUACAUUUAAAAAAGACAAGUAGCUUUUACCUACAGUUGGUAUAAGGGGUAGCCAUCUUGGUUUUGAACACCAGGUCACUUCCUGACAACAGCUUAUUUUACCACACCUUUGGCAUUUCGACCUCUGAUACCUUGAGAAUAAGAAAGAAAAAAAAUGAUUGAUGUGUCCUUUAGAAGUAAACAAUUCUUAUAAAAACGUUUAUAUAGUUUUGCAGCCAGUUUCUGUUGGCCAGGUGUGGUAUUGCAGCCAAAGCAGGAAUUUGGGAGUUGUUAAUUUAGUAAUAUAGUAAUAUAUAGUAGUACUGAAACAUACUCAUUGUUUACUACUACAUACAUUUUAUUGGUAAGAUUACAUCAUUAGUUUUAUUUUUUCAGAUUAAUGAAAACCCUAUAACACAAUGUCUGGGUUUCACCCAAAUGAUAUGAGCUUAGAAAUAGUUUGGAAGUGAAAGUGAAUUAUUGUCAUUGUGACAGUGUCAUCUUGCCUAUAACCCAAACCUUUGCCCAUAUCGGUAUCGGUUGUUGACAUCAGAAUCAGAAAUUUAGUGUUUGAACAAUAUCAGAUAUCAGCAAAAACAUUCCUACCUUGAUCAUUUAGAAUAAAUUGAAAAUGAUUUUUUUCCCCUUACAUAGAUGAUUUGUGAUUUGUAUGAAUUUAUAUUAC
Molecule: messenger RNA, 5189 nt
Organism: Cynoglossus semilaevis (tongue sole)
Lineage: Eukaryota; Metazoa; Chordata; Actinopteri; Pleuronectiformes; Cynoglossidae
Gene: gpr101
Product: G protein-coupled receptor 101
Exons: 1
Coding region: 916-2250 (444 amino acids)
Biological process (GO): G protein-coupled receptor signaling pathway
Cellular component (GO): membrane
Molecular function (GO): G protein-coupled receptor activity
Source: RefSeq, a predicted model, not a curated record